Messenger RNA from Meira miltonrushii, 613 nucleotides. RefSeq lists its product as uncharacterized. The record is from RefSeq and is a predicted model, not a curated record. NCBI's taxonomy places the organism in Eukaryota, Fungi, Basidiomycota, Exobasidiomycetes, Exobasidiales, Brachybasidiaceae. The transcript has 2 exons. The coding region runs from base 168 to 458 and encodes 96 amino acids.
AAUUCGUCCGUUUCUCACACUUGUUAAGCAAAACAUAGCCCCUUGCUAUUUGCCCCACACCCAGGUCAAUCUUUUGAACGAAAGGUAUAAAAGUAAUGAUUUUGAUAUUUUUUUUUCUUCGUCUCCUCCUCUUCACCCACAUUCCAUUCAACAGACUAACUCGAAAAAUGAAGGCAGUUCAUGCGAUACUCGUUUUGUUAUUGCUUAUGCAACUGGUUUGCAUCUCAAUCUGUGCACCUGUUUCUACGUCUACGUUUAAAGGUUCAAGUAAAACAAUCGGCAAAACCAGAGCGAUUAUGAAAAAAGCUGGUAAUUCGAUUCGAUCCGGCGCUAGACGUUUUGCAAAAGGCGCAAGGCAAUUGGGCCACGAGCUCAAACAUGGUGAUCCAAACCAUAUCCCUCAUCAAAUCAUUGGAGAAGGUGAAGGAAUAAACAUGGUUCAUGCGCAGUACAACUAGAGACAACCCAAUACCUUUCUAUGCAGAAGUUUUUAUCUCCUUAUUUUCGCGGGAUCAGGAUUCUUACAUUUGCUGCUUUUUGUAUGUUGCCCGGAACUGUAAACGAUACGUAUUUUUGUAUACUGUAGAAAUGAAAAAAGAAACGUCAAAAUCCG